Messenger RNA from Mesorhabditis belari, 1131 nucleotides. Lineage: Eukaryota; Metazoa; Nematoda; Chromadorea; Rhabditida; Rhabditidae. The record is from the annotation of a GenBank genome assembly.
AUGGGAAAAUUUACGGCCAAACGUAUCCACGGCCCACGUACCGGUGCCGGUGAAAUGAUGGACAUUGUGCUUUCGAAUCAACGUAUUUGUGGUGCCGGUCGUUUCAGCAACGUUUACGUGGCGAAACUCGAGGAACCGGUGGAAAUGACUGUUGCUAUUAAAAAUGUUUGGUUAACGGCGACGAGCGGGAAGUACUCCAAAGAAAACAGCAAAGAUCACGUGCCCAGCACCGAACCUCUUCCCAACCAAGGAGGCAAUUAUGCUUAUGCUGAGAUCGGUGUUUUGGCAAUGAUUCGACAUCCACACAUUGUUCGCCUUCUCUAUCAUUUCUCAAAACCCACCGAAACUGAUGAAUGCUACAGUCUAGUGCUCGACUUUUUGCCGCAAGAACUUGGGAAAUUACUCAAAACAAAGAAACAACCUUUCAACGUGCUUGAGACCAAGGUGCUUUCGUGGCAAAUUUUUAACGCUUUGGAGUACUUAAACGCCUAUGAUAUUGCUCAUCUUGAUAUAAAGCCAAAUAAUUUGAUCCUCGAUGAAUCGACGCUACACCUCAAACUUAGCGAUUUUGGAAAUGCUCGUGUGUUGAAUAAGGAGGCCGAUUACUUAUCAUAUCAGGUGACUCGUUUCUAUCGUGCACCAGAGCUUCUUUUUGGUGGAUGUCGCUUCACGACUUUAAUUGAUGUCUGGGCGGCUGGUUGUGUGAUGGCGGAAAUUUGCACCGGCAAGGUACUUUUUCGAGCUCCCGACCCAAAGAAUCAAGCUCGUUUGGUGGUUGAAGUUCUCGGGUAUCCGACUGAUGAGGAUGUUAAGGCAAUGGACGUUGGAAGACCACGAGUUAGAAGGGGAACAACAAAAGGAAUAUUGGCGCAUCAACCUCAACUCCCAAAAGAAAUGAUCUCGGUGUUGCAGAAGAUUUUUAUCUACAAUGUUCAGAAAAGGGCUUCAGCGGCUCGAGUGAUGACCGAUGAAUUCUUUGCCGAGUUGAAAACGCUGCCGAAACGCCCGAACGGAGUCCCGAUCAAGGAUUUUGGAUACGCAAUUGAAGAACAGCCCAUCAAAGCGACGAAAGCGCGACUUGAGCGAUCGAAAGAGCGUAUGUCAUCCACGUGCCAUCCGGCUAUCAAACAC